AUGGACAACAAUCAAUUUUUUAACCGAGCAAAGCCAUAUUUGGCUGUAAUUUUCUUGCAGUUUGGCUCUGCCGGUACAGGUAUAAUAGUUAAGUCUGCUCUAAAUCAAGGAAUGAGCCAUUAUACCUUUGCGGUCUAUCGAAAUGCCGUUGCCACUGCUGUCUUUGCUCCUUUUGCUAUAAUCUUGGAAAGGCCCGUUAUCGACCAGAAUCUGUUCUAUGCCGGGAUGAAGUAUACAACAGCAACUUUUGCAUCAGCAAUGGGCAACAUUCUUCCUGCCAUAACUUUUUUAAUGGCUUGGAUUCUAAGGCUUGAGUGGGUAGAUAUUAGGAAAGUACACAGCCAGGCGAAAAUAGUAGGGACACUGGUGAUCGUCAGUGGAGCGAUGAUUAUGACACUGAUUGAAGGGCCCUCGGUUAGAUUUCCAUGGACCAAACACAAAAUCCAUGAGCAAUCUACAAGUGCUACAAAUCAGCAAGAUUCGAUUAAGGGCGCCCUCAUGAUAAUGUCAGGAUGUUUCUGCUGGGCAUGUUUUUACAUCCUUCAAGCAAUUACGUUGAAAUCUUACCCUGUCGUACUCUCCCUCACAUCUCUGACAUGCAUGAUGGGGGCAUUGCAAGGCACUAUACUCACCCUUGUAGUUGAAAGGGGCAACACCACAAUCUGGUCCAUACAAUGGGAUACAAAAUUAUUGGCUGCUCUUUAUUGUGGCAUUAUCAAUUCAGGGGUAAUGUCUUAUGUUUCAGGAACAAUAGUGAAGGAAAAGGGGCCGAUUUUUGUAACAGUCUUUAAUCCUCUAAGCAUGGUUAUCAUAGCAAUUAUGGGCUCCUUCAUUUUCGCAGAGCAGAUGGACUUGGGAAAGGUCCUUGGAGCAGUCACCAUAGUUGCUGGUCUAUACAUGGUCAUAUGGGGUAAGAGCAAGGAUCAAAGUGUAUCCAAGUCGGAGGAAAGCAUAUGUAAGUCAGAUGGUGAUUGGAUAACGCCAAUUGACCAACAAUUGAAUACAAGGGACGAUGGUAAGAGGACUUCAUAUCAUGAGUCUGUUGAUGGUUCUGACGCAAUACCUCCCCAUGAAGCUGUUUGA
Ilex paraguariensis (yerba mate) is the source of this 1083-nucleotide messenger RNA. The record is from the annotation of a GenBank genome assembly. Lineage: Eukaryota; Viridiplantae; Streptophyta; Magnoliopsida; Aquifoliales; Aquifoliaceae.